UUGUGUGUAUGGAGGCUUUGAACUGCCUCCCCUCUCACAAUUCUAGCUUUCUACUUUAGUGACCCUUUUCCCUUGUCCCUAGUAUGAGAUCACUUCAGUGUGAGCAGACUCCUCCCUAUCAUGUGAUCUCAUAGGACUCACACUAUGAUCACUUCAGCUGUUAAUUAUAAAGACCUCGAGUAUGGCCUCCCUGUACAGGCUAGGGACAGUGUUCUCAAUGUCACAGACACUCUCCCCAAGAGUGACGUAGGCCGAGAAUAUUAUCAGCAGAAUAUGGAACAAAAGGUCAGAGUUCAUACCAAGUCUCUAAUUAGUCAGGUGCUUAUGGAUGAAAUAUUGAAAUUUUCUUUAAAAAGCUGUAAUUACAAUUUGUCCGACCUCCCUUUAAAUUGUCAAUAAUGAUUAUCGAUCGUGAGAAUUAAUAAUACGAUAUCAGUAGGUGUGACAUGUAGAAUGACCUUUGACCCCCUAUAUUGCUGAGAGUUGGCGGACAGAGCCAAGGGGUGGUGGGGGGAAAGCCCCUAAUGAUCUGCUGCUCAAGAUGUCGCGUACUGGACCGUACUACAAACGCAACAGACCUCACAUUUGCUCAUUCUGGGUCAAGGGAGAGUGCAGUCGUGGAGAGGAGUGUCCCUACAGGCACGAGAUGCCGACAGAUCCAAAUGACCCACUGUCCAAUCAGAAGAUCAAGGAUCGUUACCAUGGCGUGAAUGACCCGGUGGCUGAGAAGCUUCUCUCCAGUGCCCAGGACCUGCCCACUCUGUCACCACCUGACGAUAAGACAGUCACCAGCCUCUAUAUAGGAGGAAUUGAUGAGUCAUUCAACCAAUCAGAUCUCAGGGACCAGUUUUAUGCAUUUGGAGAGAUCAUGUCUAUUCACAUGGUGACCAAGUCUCGUUAUGCCUUUGUCACAUUCUCCACUAGAGCAGCCGCAGAGAAAGCUGCUGACUCAACAUUUAAUAAACUCAUUGUUAAAGGUCGCAGACUCAAGGUGUUGUGGGGAAAGGCCCAGACCACCCCCUCCCUGGGGGUCAAGGGUCAACAGACGCUAGCCCCUGUACCAGGACUGCCAGCAGCCCCGCCCCCUUUGCCCUUUGACCCCUUUGGCCUGAGCUCCAAGGCGACUCCCCCUCCUCCUCCUGGGGGAUUUCCCCCACCUCCACGCCCAUCACAAAUAUCACAUGUACUGGGAUCCCGCCCACCACACGUGUCACAACUACUCGGACCACCACCACCGCCACCAGGAUUCCCUCCUCCUGCUGGCGGGUACUACCCACCACCACCAUCGAGGGGAUUUCCCCCACUAGGGCCACGCCCACCUACGCUCCACUAUCCCUCACAGAGUCCACUCCAUCUCGGGGCAAAGAAAUAACCUCUCUAUUGUAUUGGACUAGAGAAAUGGACUGCUAGUAAUAACAUAAUACUAAUAACUAUUAUUUCCACUCGUACUUGUAUUUCUGAUCAUGUGAACUGUGUACAUGAAAUUGCAAUUGACCUAAUCAUUAAUUAUGAGCUGAAGAAUGCAAUUGUUGAUUACUUCUC
Molecule: messenger RNA, 1542 nt
Organism: Halichondria panicea
Lineage: Eukaryota; Metazoa; Porifera; Demospongiae; Suberitida; Halichondriidae
Product: pre-mRNA-splicing factor RBM22-like
Exons: 7
Coding region: 542-1372 (276 amino acids)
Cellular component (GO): U2-type catalytic step 1 spliceosome; U2-type catalytic step 2 spliceosome; Prp19 complex
Molecular function (GO): metal ion binding; U6 snRNA binding; pre-mRNA binding
Source: RefSeq, a predicted model, not a curated record